This is a messenger RNA of Aspergillus vadensis CBS 113365, 1218 nucleotides long. RefSeq names its product F-box protein. NCBI's taxonomy places the organism in Eukaryota, Fungi, Ascomycota, Eurotiomycetes, Eurotiales, Aspergillaceae. The record is from RefSeq and is a predicted model, not a curated record. The transcript has 3 exons. The coding region runs from base 1 to 1218 and encodes 405 amino acids. Gene Ontology annotation, molecular function: protein binding.
AUGGGAAGCCUGUUGAAAGUGCCUACAGAAAUAUUGAUUUCAAUCUGCAGCUACCUGGACGACAUCGACGAUAUAUUUCACUUAGCACGUAGCUGCAAACGUGUUCUCAAUAUAAUUGAAAACCCAGAUAAUCAAUUAUAUGUCCUCCGUUCUGUAAUACGGAACGCUUCUCACCACCACUACGACACCCAGUUAUCCUACCUGUUAGCUUUAUCUGAAAGCGCACUGGCCGCGGAACAUGAGCUGUUACCGGCAGAUGCAGUUUGGGCAAUUGUGUCCCGAUGGCGAGGCCUGCGGGUCCUGUACGAUCUCUAUUGCCACCCACUGCUACGUGCGGUGUAUCUCGGCUCACAUUUGCCGGAUUGGUUGGAUAACGAGUGCUACGAGGAAGAAUUCGUCCAUUCGCCUAGCGAUCUUCCCCCAUUGCCUUCUGUUACUCAUUAUGGCGGCAGUGCACAGGGAGCGGGUGCUGCAUUCUCGGGACGCAGCCGUCAAGCCUACCGGCGUUUUUACAAGGCUUUAACUGCCCACUGGACGGCUGUUGAAACUUUGUCGUUGGCCAGGGUAACAGUUUACAGUACGCCGGAAGAUCGUGAUCGCCGCUUCUCCCAAAUUUGGAAAAUAUGGGCCGAAAACCGAGAUCGAACACUGCAAGAAAAAUUAGAUCUGAUAGAAGCGUUUGAUUUCGUGUGGGGUUUCCUAUUACGUAAGAUUCUAGCAAGCGCCCCCAGCCUUUACGAUUGGCUGGGCGAGGAAACGAUACGACUAUGCCCGGGCGGUGAGGCUUCUGACUGGGCCUUCUUCGUUCGCACAGCUAUCCAGUAUCUACGACCUCCAAACAUUAUCGAAAUGUUGCUUUGCCCACCGUGGGUACGUUCUCAAUCGUCUGUAGAUGCAAGUCGGUUUGGCUACCUCCGCGCAUUGGGUUUGUUCGACCAGAAAAAUGGCAUCUGUCAGCAAAUGGAGCAUGAUUGGACAAGGAAUUGGCAGUGGUGUUGGUAUUGCCCCGUGACUGUUCUCGAAUAUGAUGUGCUUGUUGAGAUACGGAACAUACUACAGAAAGCAGACGGUGUCCGAGGCACGGCACGAUUUUGGGAGUAUGUAUGGUGGACGUACAGGCGCAAGGCCUGGGUUUCUGAUGCUAGAGGAGUCUUGUUUUUCCGGGAAGAGAGUGCCGAGCGAAUACUUUCUAGGAUGAAAACUGGGAUAGGAAUCUAA